Molecule: messenger RNA, 2073 nt
Organism: Ichthyophthirius multifiliis
Lineage: Eukaryota; Ciliophora; Oligohymenophorea; Hymenostomatida
Exons: 3
Biological process (GO): mismatch repair
Cellular component (GO): nucleus; MutSalpha complex
Molecular function (GO): ATP-dependent DNA damage sensor activity; ATP binding; mismatched DNA binding
Source: RefSeq, a predicted model, not a curated record
AUGUAGGAAAUGAAAAAUAUUCUUUUUUUUUAUAAUCCAUUAGAAAUUCUUGUUUUUUCGGAAAUUAUUUAUAAAGAGAAUUUUUUAAAGACAUUAAAUUUAUUACCUUCUAAGCCUUUAAUUAAUUUUAUUAAUUUAAAAAUAAACGAAAAAGUUGAUAUCCCGGAUUUUUUAAAGCAAAAUAAUUCAGAAAAUAAAGCAGUUAUUAUACUUUGUAAAUAUUUAAACGAAAAUCUUAUUUCUUAAUAAACUAUUAAAAAUGGGUUUUUGGAAAUAAAUUUUAAAGAAAAAACAUAAAAUUAAAAUAAACUUGUUUUAGAUAAAUAAACUCUUUUUAAUUUAAAUAUUUAUGACGGAUAGUUUUUUAAUUAAUAGAAAAAUAAUUAAAUAAAUACGCUUUUUGAUAUUCUUAAUAAUACAGUUACUGCUUUUGGUGAAAGAAUGCUCCAAAAAUGGACUUGUUUUCCUUUAAUAGAUAAAUAAGAAAUCGAAUAAAGACAAAACUGUAUAUAAGAUUUAUAAAAUAAUAAUGAAUUAAUUCUUUCUUUUUAAAAAGAAAUGGCUAAAUUACUAGACUUAUAAAAUAUUCUUGUAUCUUUAUUUAGUUAUAGAUUUUAAAAUAAAAGCAGAGGUGUUUAUUUUGAUAAUAUAAGUUAAAUAAGAUUAAAAUAACUAAAGAAUUUCUUUGAAAAUAUUAAAUUUAUACUUUUUUAAUUAAAAGAAGCUUUUUAAGAUUGUUAAUAUAUAUUCUAAACACCUUAUUUAAUAAAUUUAGUAAGUCCAGCAAAUUUCUAAUAAAUUUCUAUUGAAAUUAAAAACAUAGAGAAUAAAAUUUAAUGGCUAAAAGAAUCUAAAAUACCUACUCCAUCUCCUAAAACCUGUCCUUAGUAUGAUAAAAAAGUCGAAGAAUUAAAAAACUUAGAAAAUUAACUCAAUAUAUAUCUAGAAGAUAUAAAAAAAUUAUAUGAUAAUGACUAAAGGAUUAUUUAUUCGCACCAAAAAGGUCCCUUUUAGCUUGAAUUUCCUAUUUAAAUAAUAAAAAAAUACGGAAAGCUUUCCCAUUUUGAAUUAGUUUCUAUAACAAAAACCACUUAGAGAUUUUACACAAAAGAACUUAUUUUUUUAAUUGAAAAAGUAGAGUAUUUAGAAGACGAAAUAAAGUAGAUUCUUGCAAAUUUCGUAAGUGAGAUAUUCGAAGAAGUUUUUUAAAAAAGGCACUUUUUUAAAAAUUUAAUUUCCACACUAUCAGAACUAGAUUGUUUAAUUUCUUUAAAUAUUUUUUCUUAAAAAAAAACAAAACCAAUAAUAAUAUAAGAAUAAAAUACAUAAAAUUUCGUAUAAAUAAUAAAAGGAAAAUAUCCCUUAAUAUAAUAAAAUAAUAAAAACAAAGAAUAUGUACCUAAUAAUAUUUUUUUAUCAUUUCAAAAAUAAAAUAUAAACUGUUCUAAUUAAUUAUCAUACUAAGCUUAUAUUAUCACAGGACCUAAUAUGGGCGGAAAAUCAACUACAUUAAGAAUGGUUGCUCUUAAUGUUAUUUUGGCUUAAAUAGGUUGCUUUUUACCUUGUGAAUAUAUGAUUUUGACACCUUUUGAAAACAUUUUUUCUCGGAUAGGGAUGUCUGAAUUACUUGAAUAUGGAAAAAGUACAUUCUAUAUAGAAUUAGAAGAAACUCUUUAGAUAAUAAAUAAAGCAAAUAAUAAAAGUUUAGUCCUUAUUGAUGAAUUAGGAAGAGGUACUUCUACUUAUGAUGGUGUCUGUUUUGCUAUUAGCGUUUUAAAAUAUUUACUUGAAAAAAAUAUGGGAUUAAUUAUGUUUUGUACCAAUUAGAAUUUACUUUUGGAUUUAUUUAGGGGUUUUCAGAAUGUUGGCUUAUUUAGAAUGGACUUUAAAUUUGCAAAUAAUAAUUAUUAAAAUAUUUAGUUUUUGUAUAAAUUAGUAGAAGGUGAAUGUAUGAAUGUUUAGGCUUUUAAUUUACUUGAAUAUGUAGGAUUUGAUCAUUAAAUUAUUUUUGAAAGUCAAUAUAGAAGUUCUUUGAUGUUUCUGAAUAAUUUAUUUCAAAUUGGGAAUUAGUGA